Messenger RNA from Symbiodinium sp. CCMP2592, 885 nucleotides. Lineage: Eukaryota; Dinophyceae; Suessiales; Symbiodiniaceae. The record is from the annotation of a GenBank genome assembly.
AUGGUUUUUGGCAAGGAGUUGGCACCGCCUUGCUUUGCGUUCCUUAUUGGCCUUUCGUUCUGGCCCUUGAUGCGCUUGACAAGGAUGGAGUCGCCAAUUUUCCAAGAGGACCCGCGCCUUGCGUCGCUUCCGGGCUCUGCGUCGCCGUGUGGACUCUAUGAGUUCUUCGUGAACCAUAAUGAAGGACCGGGAAUUCACAAAUGGGUGCACUACUUUCCGGUCUAUGAAGAGCACCUGGGCCGCUUCUGCACCGGCACGGCCGACAUUAGGAUGUUGGAAAUUGGAAUCCAAUCAGGGGGCAGCCUUCUCAUGUGGCAAAAAGCAUUCGGUGAGAAGCUGAAGCUUUUGGUCGGUAUGGACAUCAACCCCAAGACCAAAGCCUGGGAACGAUUCGGGAGCAACGUGAAAGUGGAGAUCGGCAGCCAGGCAAAUGUGCAACGCCUGCAGAGCAUCAAAGGCAAGUAUCCAGAAGGAUUCGAUAUCAUCCUGGACGAUGGCUCCCAUGUGCCAGAACACAUCUUCGUCACCUUUGUGGAAAUGUGGCCUGCUAUCAGACCUGGCGGUAGUUACAUCAUCGAGGAUGUGCACGGAACUGCUCCAGUGCUAGAUUGGAUGUUGCAUGGACACCGUCUCAACAGCAAGAUCGACAUGGCUGGCUUGUAUUGGCCUGGGAAGAAGAUGGGCCCUGGUACUGCCAUCAGCUUGGAGUCCGGAGACUUCAUGAAUCAUUUCGGCAAUAUGAAGAACUUCAGCAGUUCAAAAACUCAAAGGGAAGUGGAAAGUAUCAAGAUCUAUCCUUACCUCAUCGUGAUCACCAGGCGGCAAACUCCGAUGAUGACUCUCCACGCAGAGAAGCGCGGCACAGAGUGGAUUCCACGCCCUUAG